CGCUCAUAUCCAAGCACUUCCGGGUCACUCGAGCUUCUCCGCGCCUUUUCACUUUAUACUGUAGGAGGUUUGACCGAAACCCGCAGCGGUGAUCUUGUUAGUAUAAUGUUGUUUUGUAUUAAGUGCAUUUACAGAACAUUCGCAUCAAGCUCAGCUCCGUUUCCCGGAUAAAUCAUCACAGAAACAUGCUGCUACCGUCUGAUGUGGCCAGACUCGUGCUCGGGUACCUGCAGCAGGAAGGGCUGAGUGCUACAAGCCGAGCCUUUAUCCUGGAGAGCCCGAACCUCAGGGAGUAUGCUGAGCACAGCUCUGACGAUGGAGUCAUUCCUGCAUGCGUGUUUUCUCUCUUUGGAAAAAACCUGACCACAAUUUUAAAUGAAUACGUUACUGCAAAAGCAAAAGAAACAUGUCAAGAGAAUCAAAUCCCAGCUGUCAUGACCUCAUUAUGGAAAAAGCUGGACUUCACCCUCAACCAAAUCAAAUCUAUGCAAAACUCUCCCUCUGUUCAACAAAUCCAGCGGCUCCGCACUCAGAACAGUAUUCAGAAUAUGCGGCGUCAGAGGGCCCUGUCCUCAUCUCCGAUUCCUGCCACCGGGUGCCUCUCAGUGUCCACGCCAGUGAACUGUGUCCCCAGGCCUGUCCCAGCUCCUCAGGGCAUUCUGGGACACUCCACCCCUGUGUGCUACACCUCCCAGCAGACAAGACCCUCCACCAUCGGCCUCUCUCAGCCAGUAGAGGCACCUUUGCAAAUCAUGGUACCGGACCAUAGAUUUACCCCAGGACCGUUAUCUCCAGCUCGCAGGAAAUGUGACUCUCCAAGGCGAAGAGGAGGUCAGAUGGGGAUUAGCAGAGCCGUUACGGUGACCAGCACGCUCACGGUGGAAUCACAGAACCAGGAGGCUGUGACGGAGAAUUUAUCCCAAAUGGUGAUUGAGAAUGCCCGAGAAAAGAUUCUGAGUGACCGAUCUUUACAAGAAAAGCUUGCAGAGAACAUAAACAAAAUCCUGGCCAGCGAUAACAGCCCUCAGACAUCGAAGGCAGUGUGCAGCACAGUGGAGCAAGAACAGUCCAUAGAUGAAAUACUGGGCCUACAGGGUGAAAUUCAUAUGACUGAUGAUGCCAUCCAGGACAUCCUCGAACAGACCGAGUCAGAUCCUGCCUUUCAGGCUCUCUUUGAUCUCUUCGAUUAUGGAAAAAAUAAAACGUCCGAAGGAAGUGAGAAUGUUGAUAAAAGCAGCAGCGUUCAGGAGAGUGAUGAGCCUGGUCAUGUGGACAGCGCGACAGAUGCAGGGACUGGACAGGAGGAUUCUACAUCAGGUGGCGAAACCUCCAUGAGAAUCCUCAGGAGUAGGACUGUAAAAGAGGCAAAAAACAAACGAAAGACAAGCAUCCCUCCCGAUACAGGCAGGCCGGCUCCGGCACCCUCUCAGUCUUGUGCGGUUACUAAACAAACAGCAACUCCAACAGGAACUGCACAAGACAAAAAAGGCAGAAGCAGAGUCUCUGGCAGCAAGAAGCAGGCCGGAGGCACAAGCUCUACUUUGAAAGGGCAGAUGAACAAUAAAACUCAGUGUAAUUCAUCGUCUGAUCCAAAUGCAUCAAGCUCCUCUCUGUCUGAAGAAGGCGCAAGCAUGGAGGUGGAUGAGCCAACGUCUGAAACGUCUUUGGAUUACAGUACUGAAGGGACGCCACAACGAGUGCUUCAGGAGAUCUCUCAGGCUUCAAAAAGCAGUGAAAAAGCUCCAGUUUCCACUAAGCAAGCAGAAGCCAUUCCUGAAGCAGGGGCGGACACAUCGGGGGAUACUUUUGGAGCAGAGAUGGCCGGAAGGACGCAACCAGUUGAAGGAGCUUCAGGCCAAAGUGAGCUUGACAGAACAAAUGAUACCUCCAUGUCUAAGGAAGCAUCAAGUCAGCAGCUAGCAGCAAAUAAGGUUCCUUUGCUCAAUACAGUAAUGCAGGAGGAGGAGUCAAACUCCAAUACGACCAAGACAAGCAGCCCGGGACCUAUUUCCUUUGAGCCGUUAUCUUCGGUUGUAUCUGCAUCUACAACCACCUCCCCCUCCUUCUCCACAGUUAUCAGUCCUUCCCAGUCUCAAACCAGCGAGUCUGAUCCUAAUAAGAUCGUAGCUCUUAAGAUCAUCAUCAGCGAUGAACAGGAGCAGCAGGGCGGUGACUCUGCUCUAAACCAAGCUGUCUCCAGCAUCAGCGGCGACCGCAUCCCAACAAUCUUCCUGUCUCCGCCAGCCAAAUCUCUGACUAAGGUAUUGUCAUCUACCCCUGGCUCUUCCAUCACCCCAGAGGAGACGGCUCAGGCAGUGAGCAGCUUGCAGGGGGCCAAAUCUGCCGAAGACCCAGUCGUAAGUGUGCAGAACAAUUUGCAACCUGCACAGAUAAGACCCAUGGCACCAGAGACUGGUUUCAUCCAGCUGUUACCUGCUAACCCAACAUUCGGAGGACCGAGCAGCUAUUUUGUCGUGACUGAUCCAAAUUCAAGAGUUGACCAGCAUUCCAGUAUGAUGCUGCUUCCAGGUGGUGCAGGAGAAGGAGCAGUAUGUUCUACACCACACGCUGUGGCUACACCACCUCGAUCUCGAGCUGUGGUUUCCAUUGCGUCAAAUGUAGCUCGACCCUUCUCACCUGCAUCAACCAUCAUCAUUUCCUCACCGGUUCAGCCCGUGAUACAGAAUAUGGCAGUCCCAGUGUCUGUCUUAGGACCGAACAGUACAGGAAAACUCACUGUGGUACCCAGUCAGAUGUUGACUUUGCCUGUUCCGAAAUUGGUGAACCAAUCGGCAAUUGUGUCAAAACCUAAACUGGUGCCUAAGGACAAUGUGGAAUUGGGCAAAGCUAUUGCACCUGUUAAUGGGUCCAGCCAAGUCUCAAACAGCCCUCAGGGCUCAGAACAGCUAAACAGCAUGACUGAAGCAAGCCCUAGUCACCGAAGAAUGCUUUGCUUUGAUGACGGCACUAGCCAGACAAGUACAAAUGCAGCUGCUAUGAAGGAGUCCAUUACGAAGGAGUCCACAAGUACAGAGUGUACCCACACUUGUAUUUCAGGCAACAGUAAUGCCAAGAGAAGGGUCGAGACCAUAAGAUUAUCAGAGCCAAGUCAGAGUACAGGAACAAAGGAAUCUGAAAAGGCUCCUACACCUCCGCAGCAAAAAGAAGCUACAAAAAGCACAAGAACAGAAACGGAGACUGAUCAGACGGUCAAUUCCAGUACACCCUUAACCAGUGCUGUUCAGCAAAAUCCGUCUGUUAGAUUGGAGUCCAAAAAGAGAAUACAGCCCCCAUCAAGUAUGGAAGGUGAUUCGGCAGCAUUAUCGAAAUCUGAGCACAGUUUAAAGUCUUCCUCUCCGAACCUCAAGCCCAAGUCUACCGGCAUCACAAAAGACACUUCACAAGAAGAAAAAUGUGAACAAAGACCUGCGAAAACACCAGAGGGGCCGUCCGAGAACAUCACGCAGAAUUCGCCCAACGUCACUGCAAAUAAGGAGAACGAAGUAGAAGGCGGUUGGCAAGAGCUGCGUCAAGCAGCUGCCCCAAUGUUGUCUACAGUAAGAUCUCCUACAUCUGUAUCUCAGGGUGGUUUGGGGAAACCAGCAUGCAAAACAAGCCCACUUACCAAACAGGCAGUGGAGAUGCUACAGGACAUCCAGAGCCAGAGUCCCAUCGCCACGCCACCCAGGAGGAUCGGCUCCUCAGACCUACCGCUUCCAAAAACGCCUGUCCCAGGUCGUCUCCAAGAGGACUUCCUGGACGGUUCGAGAACGCCGUCAAGGCAAAGGCAGGGGCAUGAAGGAGAGGGCACGCCCAAACACCUAGCUCCUCCUGCUACACCUGACCUUCCUACCUGCAGCCCAGCCAGCGAGGCAGGGAGCGAGAACAGCAUCAACAUGGCUGCCCAUACACUCAUGAUCCUGUCACGCGCAGCCAGGACAGGAGGGCCUUUAAAAGACAGCUUGCGCCAGGAGGAGGCUGAUACGGCCAAAUCGAUUGCUUCCAAAGGAAAGAAGCGCAAGCAAACUGAACUCAGCCCAACAGCAAAGAAGGAACUGCACCUCACAGGUUCAUCAGGCAGUAAGAAGAAAGCUAAGAAGCAGAAGAAGUUUCUUGAUUCUUUUCCACAUGACCUAGAUGUCGACAAGUUCCUGUCAUCGCUGCAUUAUGAUGAAUGAGGAACCGGGAAAAAAAAAAAAUGCUAAAGAGGCAACGAGAAAGAUGACGCCAAGAGAGGACACAAGAACAAAAUACUCGUUUCUCAUGCUUCAUAUUAGUUAUGUAUAGUUGUUGUACAUGUGUGAUUCUUACUAUAAAAUGGAUUAUUGUAUAGCCACACUUACUCACUACUGUUCAUCAUUUAAAUCCACAUCUAUAUAGUACAGUACAUGUUAUUUAUAUUAAAGUACUACGUUUUACUGGCAGUUCAGCUUCAUUGUACAGUAGCUCAAAGGGACACGAUACUUUUGUUAAAUGAAAUUUUAUAAACGGCACCUUUUUUUAAACUUCUCUGGAAAGCUUCUAAACGACAUACAAUUUCUAAAUAAGUUUUUUUUUUUUGUUUGUUUGUUUUAUUAAAUCUGCUAGCAGCUUGGUGCAUAAAAGCUUGCAGAUUGGGUCUGAUCUGCAGUUAAUGUUCUUAUAAAACAGAAUAAAAAAAAAAAUGGGGAAA
This is a messenger RNA of Neoarius graeffei (lesser salmon catfish), 4672 nucleotides long. It is a transcript of the gene npat, whose product is annotated as nuclear protein, ataxia-telangiectasia locus. Gene Ontology annotation, molecular function: transcription coregulator activity; protein binding. The record is from RefSeq and is a predicted model, not a curated record. Gene Ontology annotation, cellular component: nucleus. The coding region runs from base 186 to 4178 and encodes 1330 amino acids. Lineage: Eukaryota; Metazoa; Chordata; Actinopteri; Siluriformes; Ariidae. The transcript is spliced from 17 exons.